Gongylonema pulchrum is the source of this 606-nucleotide messenger RNA. Lineage: Eukaryota; Metazoa; Nematoda; Chromadorea; Rhabditida; Gongylonematidae. The record is from the annotation of a GenBank genome assembly.
AAGGAAAGCCUGCGUGAAGUGUUUACACCACGUUACAUAUAUUUCGUGAUUGCAGCAAUGCUGCUAACUGACAGUGCUAUGGUUUGGCUUAUUGUGCCAGUUCUGAAGUUCUCCAUUGAGAAGAUAGAUGUGAACCACAUUGAUGGCUUCGACAAAACUGUUAUUAUAAAAUUGAAACAUGACGAUUUGUACCGACUGGUUGCAUUUUGCUCAGUCCUUUUUUUGAUACUCUUGGUAUCUUAUGCCGUUAUAUCAUUUACGGUCAAACGCAUGCUGCAAACACUCAACUCUAAUAGUCUGAGUAUUAAAACACACAUCAUGCAACGACAACUUGUCAUUCUUAUGUUCUUGCAGGCCUUUUUACCAGUUAUAUUUUUGAUCAUUCCACUUCUCCUUCUGGUCAUUUUUGUGACCACAAAGCUUGAAGUUGACAUUUACGGCACAUCGGCGUUCGCUAUGCUGUACUGGGAGCCCUGCAUAAAUCCCGUCCUCUCGCUUUACUACAUUAAACCAUUCAGGCAGCAGCUCAAACGUAUUGUUCGAAUUCGUCGAAAUGUAAGAACAGCAGAUGUUAAAAGUGCUGUUUUUGUUGCUGUGCAUCACUAA